This is a messenger RNA of Fragaria vesca subsp. vesca, 2422 nucleotides long. RefSeq lists its product as uncharacterized. The record is from RefSeq and is a predicted model, not a curated record. Gene Ontology annotation, molecular function: ADP binding; protein binding. Bases 17 to 2068 code for a protein of 683 amino acids. The transcript is spliced from 3 exons. Lineage: Eukaryota; Viridiplantae; Streptophyta; Magnoliopsida; Rosales; Rosaceae.
AGAGCUACGGACACUUAUGAUACUCGAUGUAAGUGGGUCUGACAUUAAACAUUUGCCUGAUACAUUCAAAAAUUUAUGCAAUCUGAGACUGUUAAAUUUGACGGGAUGUGAUGAGCUUAAAGUAAUCUCACCCGGUGUUAUAUCGAGUUUAUCUCGACUAGAAGAAUUGUACAUGUGGGAUAGCUUUCAAGAUUGGGUGGUUGAGAAACUGGGCUCAGCAGAAUCAACCAAUUGGGUCUCUGAAUUGGAGGACGGGGAUGCCGAACCAGAACAAGUCGACAUGUGGAAGAGACUCAACAGGUUGGCGGUUGAGAAACCAGCCUCAACAGAAACAACAACUGAUCGGGUGUCUCAACUGGAGGAUGACAAAAGCAGCGAACCAGAGGAAGUCAACGACCUUGGAUGUCUGUUCCGAGGCUUUGUUUAUAAAGUUCAUGCUGUAGAAGGGAACUACGACCAGGUCACAAGGUGGGCUAACUCUAUGGACUGGAGAGUUGGGUUACUUUCAGAGCUGCUUUCCUUGUCCCGUUUGACUACUUUGGAAGUGGUUUUACCACCUCUUGAGAUUCUGCGGACCAGUAAGCUCUUUCAUAAUCUUGACAGAUUUAAGAUCUCUAUAGGAUGGAGGGGUGAUGCUUUUUUGUUUGACUUGGACAGUAUUCACUUGAGUGUUCAGGAUCUAGAUCUUGCGGGUACUGGAAUCAGCUUGUUGUUAAAGAAAACCCAGAAACUUGAGUUAAAGAUGAAGAAAUUGACAGAUCCUCUCAAUGUGUUGAAUGUAAACUGUUAUGCAAGCUUGAAGUCACUUACCCUUGAAGACUGUGAUUCUCUAGAAUAUCUGAUUGACACGACACUUGAGAAACAUACUCCACGAAGUGUCUUCCCUGUCUUGGAUUAUUUGACAAUCACCGGAGCAAAGAGGCUAAAAGAGAUUUUUCAUGGUGAACUGCCACCAGGCUCGCUUCAGAAACUAAAAGGGUUAUGGUUAAAUCAUCUUCCUGAAUUGACGACCAUUUGGACUAUUGAAAGUCAAUCUAGAUGGAUGGGAGAUCUACUGGCAGUUCUCGAGUCCAUAAAAAUAAAGGAUUGCCAGUCCGUAGAAGCAAUUUUUGGCUUGGAAGGAUCGGAACAUCAUGUCAAAGAGAUCAACUUCCUCAGUUUGACAGAGUUGGAACUUGUACGUCUACCAUGCUUCACCAGGAUCAGCAAAAGUACCUGUAAAGGGCUGAAUAGGCAACUGGAAGUCAGCAGUGUCUACCCGGAUAGUUUGACUGAUGAGCAGUCACUUUUCUCCGACCCCAAGGUUGUCUUUCCAGUCUUGACAACCCUAUCCAUUGAACGCUUGGGCGAGUUGAAAAAGAUAUGGAAUGGCCAACUUUCACCCACCUCCUUCUCUAAAUUAAAAAUUCUCAUUGUCAAGCAAUGUGACAAACUACUGCAUUUGGUACCGACACAAAUGCAAAAUAGAUUGCAGACAUUGGAGUACAUAUGGGUAAAUGAAUGUUCUUUACUGGAAGGGAUUUUUGAAGUGACAAGAUUGACCGUCAAAGAAAGGAUUGCUUCAGUUUCUCGGUCAGACAAAUUACCUUCAAAUAUUUCCGAACCUGAUCAAGGAAUGCAAAUAAAUGAUAUCAUGGGUUGCAAACAAUCUUGCCAAGGCUUUCAGAAUUUAACCGAUGUAUAUAUUAGGUCUUGUGGUAGUUUGAGAUACCUGCUCUCUCCUUCGAUUGCUAGAGGUCUUGUCAAGCUCCAAAACCUAGAUAUAGAGAAUUGCCAGAAAAUGGAAGCAAUAAUCGCAGCAGAUGAGGGUGAAGAAACAGAGAAUGAAAGCAUGCUCCCUCGGCUAGAUAGUUUGGAUCUUAAGAAUCUACCAAAUCUUGGAAGCUUUUCGCAAGGCAGAUAUACUUUUGAUUGGCCACUAGUGAGACGGAUCUAUAUUAUCAAGUGCAACAAAAUGAACAAAUUUUGUUUAGGAUCCCUCCGCAUGUCAAGGGCAGUACACAUAACUGUCUGUAAUUCUGGUGAGAGUCUAGAGCGUGAGCUCAAGGAUUGCAGGAAAAAAGGCUGACCAGAGUAGCUUGGUAUCAUGUUGCUUAUGUCUACCGCUUUUUCCCCUCGAGCCGACUUCAACCUGAGGAGCGGUGGCGACAUAGUUCUAUCUAGUUAUGUGAUAAAUAGAAAAGAAAAAAAAAUGUAGUUGGUUUACUUUGUAGUUUGAAUCCUUGUAUCUCAGAGUUUCUGUUAUAAUUUGGAAUGUGGUCAGAAUUGGGAAGCUGCUUGAAGACCUUGAUGCUUUAGCUGGUACCAUUUCUGUCAAGGUAACACUUUUCAGUCUUUCUGUGUUUUGUUGGAGUCUUAUCUCUGUGUUUGGAUAUAUGGGUUUUGCUUCAAAUGUGGUAACUUGAACUGGAAUGUGAUCGGU